AUGUUGAUGAUCAGGAAUAGAAAGAGGCUCUACAGCUUGAUACUGGCGUUGGCUGGUGUUGGCUUGCUUUAUUUUGUGGUGAAGGAUGUUAAGCUAGCGUUGAUGUCGAAGACUGUGAUAAGAAGCAAAUCAACUGAUGACAGUACAGUGGCACAGUUGGGAGAAUCCUUGAAGGAGAAAGUUAAGGAGACCAUCGAAGAUAAAUUGAAAUUAGACUAUUCGAUUAUGCCAUCGAUGCCCGAUCAACAGGCUAAGAAAGAAUUAGGUAAUGCGUCGUGGAAGUAUUUUCAUACGUUGUUAGCUAGAUUUCCCGACACUCCUACCCAGGAAGAACGUGAUAAACUGGAGAGAUUUGUUAGAUUAUAUGCAGAACUGUAUCCCUGUGGAGAAUGUUCGUAUCAUUUUGUCAAGUUGAUCGAUAAACAUCCCGUACAAACCUCCAGUAGAACCACAGCAGCAAUGUGGGGUUGUCAUAUACAUAACCUGGUCAAUGAGUUCUUGAAAAAAGAUAUCUAUGAUUGUGCUACUAUCCUAGAGGAUUACGACUGUGGAUGUAGCGGUGAAUGA
Molecule: messenger RNA, 567 nt
Organism: Kazachstania africana CBS 2517
Lineage: Eukaryota; Fungi; Ascomycota; Saccharomycetes; Saccharomycetales; Saccharomycetaceae
Exons: 1
Coding region: 1-567 (188 amino acids)
Cellular component (GO): mitochondrion
Molecular function (GO): flavin-dependent sulfhydryl oxidase activity; flavin adenine dinucleotide binding
Source: RefSeq, a predicted model, not a curated record